AUGGCUUCUGUUGCCACGGCCGGCUCUGGCGGCCACCACACCAUGGCCAAGACCAACGGCGACGAUGACGACGACGACGACGCCGCGCCCUACGACGUCCCCGACCAGUACGAGAACCUCGACGAGGUGACGGCAGCGACGGGCGACACGCUCGACGACAUUCGGCGCGGCGAAUCCCAGUCCACAUCCCAUGCUGACAUGGCCGCCCAGGCGACAAGGCAGACUUCCCGCCUCGCCACCCAGCUCUACACGCUCUCGUACCUCGUCCUGUUCGCGCUGCUCGGCACGCUCGCCCGCGUCGGCCUCGCCCACCUGACGACGUACCCUGGCGCGCCCGUCCUCUUCCCCACGCUCUGGGCCAACGUUGGCGGCAGCCUCGUCAUGGGCUUCCUAGUCGAGGACCGGAAGCUGUUCCGCUACGAGUGGGGAACGACACCGCCCGCGAGCGAUGCCGCCGUCGACCUGGCCGCGGCCAAGAGGGCCCAUCUGGCCGCGAAAAAGACCAUCCCGCUCUACAUUGGCCUCGCCACCGGCUUCUGUGGCAGCUUCACCAGCUUCUCCACCUUUAUCCGCGACGUCUUUCUUGCGCUCGCCAACGACAUGCCCGGUCCCCCUCCGGCCCAUCGCAGCGGCGGCUACUCCGUCAUGGCCCUGCUCGCCGUCCUCAUCGAGACCAUCGGCCUCUCGCUCGCCGCCUACCGCGCUGGCAUGCACCUCGGCGCCGCUCUGGAGCCGUACACACCGUCGAUCCCUGUGCGCCGCGCCCGCAGCGUGCUCGACGGGCUCGCCGUGCUGCUCGGCUGGGGCGGCUGGCUCGGCGCCGUGCUGCUGGCCGUAUUCCCGCCGCACGACCGCUGGCGCGGCACGGUCGUGUUUGCGAUUGUGUUUGCGCCGCUCGGGUGCCUGGCGCGGUUCUACCUGGCCCUCUUUCUCAACGGUCGGCGCCCGUCGUUUCCGCUCGGCACGUUUGCGGCGAACGUGCUGGGGACCGUCAUCCUCGGCAUGGCGUGGGACCUUGCCCACUCGGUCAGCGGUGGCGGCGGCGUUCUGGGGUGCCAGCUGCUGCAGGGCGUCGAGGACGGCUUCUGCGGCUGCCUGACGACCGUCUCCACGUGGGUCGCGGAGCUGAGCAGCCUGCGCAGGAAGAGCGCGUACAUUUACGGCUCGGUCAGCGUCGUCGUAUCCGUCGCGCUGAUGGUUGUUAUCAUGGGCAGUUUGCGGUGGACGCAGGGCUUUGCGCCGCUGCAGUGUCAUCCUUGA
This is a messenger RNA of Cordyceps militaris CM01, 1260 nucleotides long. Its product is annotated as CrcB-like protein. Gene Ontology annotation, molecular function: fluoride transmembrane transporter activity. The transcript has a single exon. Lineage: Eukaryota; Fungi; Ascomycota; Sordariomycetes; Hypocreales; Cordycipitaceae. Bases 1 to 1260 code for a protein of 419 amino acids. Gene Ontology annotation, cellular component: membrane. The record is from RefSeq and is a predicted model, not a curated record. Gene Ontology annotation, biological process: fluoride transmembrane transport.